CAGAGGCCACAUAAACUCUUCUAGAUCGUAGCUUGUUCCAUAUUUAUUCAAUUAAAUUAGAGUGAUAUUAAAUUUAGUAGCAUAAUAUUUCAGUGACGUGAUUCAUGAAUUGAUUGUGAUUGACCAUUACAAAAGGAAGUAUAAAACAAGACAAAUUCCCGAUUUACCUUAUCAAAUUAUUAUAUUAAACGCUUCGUUCACGGUCGCACGUGUUGAUUUAUCAGUUAUUUGUUUAGUGUCAUGUAUAUUGACUUCUGAACCCAUUGUUUAUAGACAAAGAGUGAAAUAAAAAUAAAUAAUGUUUUCUUCAUCGAUAACGUCGUAUGUAAUUGCUAUAAUUGCAUUUUUAUUGCACACUUCUGCGUACGGACAGGACAGAACGAUAAAUGCAGAGAUAAAUCCGGGAUGCAAUAAUUGCAGUUUGGAGUCUACUCUAGUUUAUAUACGAGCAGAAGGACAAACAGACACGAUACAUCAAGUAUGGGAUUUCACAAGAGGAAUACCUACAAUAAUAUUGGCAGUUUCUGGAACCAACUCAACAAUGCAAAUAGCCUGGGAUGGUAUAAGACCAGUGAACUUUACAGUGAAUGAAACCGUGCGAUACAGUUUUGCUACAGCUAUUGAUAAGAUCUACGAGUACAAUGAUCUAGAUGACAAGGGUAGGAUGGAUGAGAAGAGUUGGAUACACUCUCAGUCCCUGAAGAGGGUGACAUGGGAGCUGAAGGAGCAGAUCAUUACUGAGAAGGAGGCAAUGGUGCGUCUACAUGGGACCAUGCAUCAGAACAGAAGUAAAGACAUCAUUGAUAUUAAGCUCGACCUCCUGCCUUACAAAGACUAUGCGACUGAAUUGCCUCACCUGAUCCACACCGCUAACUCCACACUGGUGGAUAUCAGCUUGGUGAAUCUGACCACUUCGCGGUAUUACAACUCCUCGCGUUUUGCCCUGCACCUGGUCCUCGUUAGUACCGACUCAGCGACGGAUACUAUGCAUAAUGUGAUGAGGAAGAGUUUGGAUGAUGAACACACACCUGGUGUGUUUGAGAUAAUUGAAAUAAAGACUCCGGCAUCGUUAUCAUCUGAAGCGGGCGGGUUUGUACAAUUCCGGCCUGUGGGGUACACGCAGCGCGCGCGCAAUGUCGGCUCAUCCACAAUAGCGCAUGUCUCUGACUUCAACAGGACAUCGUUACCAGAUUGGAGCACCCUGAAGACAUUCUACAGAGGUUUUGAUGAGGGGAAUCUUCUGGUACAAGAUAUGGUGGUGUGUUUCGGAGAGCCUGGAGAUGGCUUCUACAAGAGAUACAAUUAUACAGCAUGGUCAUAUACAAUUGGUUACGGCGCCCCACCCAUGGAGGGCUUCUCAUUGUUCGUAAUCGUGAUAAUAUCAGUGGGUCUGGGCGUGCCCGUGUUGCUCGCGCUGUCCGGCGUGCUGUACGCGGUGCGACGCAAGUACAGGCACAACGCGCACACACAACUCACUAACGAGGACUGACCCUACAGGUACACUUUGAUGGACUCUUAUACGGAAACAUUUGUUGCAAAUUAACCCACGUUAUAAAUGGAUAGGCUAUGAAAUGUAGUAUUUUGUGCCUAUUUGAUUUUUGACAUUUUGGCGCUUGUAGCAUCAAGCAUCAAUAGGCGAAAUAAAUCGGAACGUAGUAUUCAUUCCAAGCCUGUCCAUUUAUAGAGAUUAUUGAGUUAGCCCCUUACUGCAUAUAAAGCCAAUGGUUUCGACAUUUUUUUUUUGUUAAUAAUAAUAUACUUUUUUUUACAAAAUUAUCGAAUGCAUGCAUU
Papilio xuthus (Asian swallowtail) is the source of this 1791-nucleotide messenger RNA. RefSeq names its product glycosylated lysosomal membrane protein B. Bases 299 to 1489 code for a protein of 396 amino acids. NCBI's taxonomy places the organism in Eukaryota, Metazoa, Arthropoda, Insecta, Lepidoptera, Papilionidae. The record is from RefSeq and is a predicted model, not a curated record. Gene Ontology annotation, cellular component: lysosome. The transcript has 7 exons.